AUGGGCUUUUUACCAUCUACAAGACCAAACUUCCUCGUCAUCGUCGCAGAUGACCUCGGCUUCAGUGACUGCGGUUGUUAUGGUUCAGAAAUCUCGACACCAAACAUUGACCUUCUCGCUUCGGAAACCGGGGGCAUUCGCUUCACGGAAUUCCAUGUCGCUGCAGCAUGUAGUCCUACAAGGUCUAUGCUCAUGACGGGCACAGACCAUCACAUCGCCGGAUUAGGCCAACUCCAGGAAAUUACCAGGAGUUCACCUGCUCACAAGGGCAAGCCCGGACACGAAGGCUAUCUUAAUGAGAGGGUUGUUGCACUUCCUGAAUUGUUGAGAGAUGGAGGGUAUUUCACCUGCAUGAGCGGCAAGUGGCAUCUGGGACUUAAGCCGGAGCAUCAUCCGAAUAAGAGGGGGUUUAAGAGAAGUCUGGCUCUCCUACCCGGGUGUGCAAAUCACUAUGCGUAUGAACCUGAGUAUCAAGACCCCAAGUCUGAACCGGGCAAAUUCUUCGAGACAGCUGUGCGAGCCCUGCAUGCCGAGGAUGGGAGGUUUCUCGCUGAGAGUGAACUGGGUCCGGAUUGGUACUCUUCAGAUGGCUACACCGACAAGCUUCUAAGUUAUCUAUCCAAUCGCACAGAGGAAGAGCUACAACAGCCUUUCUUUGCGUAUCUACCGUUUUCAGCACCGCAUUGGCCACUCCAAGCUCCAAAGGAGUCAUGCGACAAGUAUCGUGGCGUCUACGAUGAAGGCCCUGAAGCACUUCGACAAAAGCGUCUGCGGAAGCUCAAAGACCUUGGUCUGAUUGACAAAUCUGUUGUGCCUCAUCCAGUGACGACUGUGCCUGGUGAACCUGGCGAGUGGGACCAGCUCCAUGACGAAACUAAAGCUGCGAGUGCACGAGCUAUGGAGGUUUACGCUGGCAUGGUCGAUCGCAUGGAUUGGAAUAUUGGCCGAGUGAUCCAGUAUCUUAAGGACAGGAAGGAAUACGAUAACACGGCCAUUCUGUUCAUGAGUGAUAAUGGGGCCGAGGGAGCGAGCUAUGAAGCCUUUCCACUUGUCGGGACCACAAUAAUGGAUCAUGUGCACAAGUACUACGACAACAGCUUAGAGAACAUCGGACGUGGUAACUCCUUCGUCUGGUAUGGCUCAAGAUGGGCUCAGGCGGCUACAGCACCGUCAAGGUUAUACAAAAUGUUCUCCACGGAGGGUGGGUGCCGAGUACCGCUCGUGGUGAAGCCAACGGCUGAAGUGGGAUCCAAGGCUAGAGGCAGCAUCGUCACUGAUGCCUUCUGUACAGUGAUGGAUAUUGUUCCCACUAUUCUAGAGUAUGCUGGACUGGGCCACCCAGAAACCUACUCUGGAAGACCAGUCAUGCCCCUCCGUGGCAAGAGUUGGAAAUCCUUCCUCGAUCAACUAGACAGCAUAUCGAGAUCAUCGCCAAUUCACGAUAAAAGCUACGUUGCAGGCUUUGAAGUAGCAGGUUCAGGCGCUCUUCGCCGUGGGGACUGGAAGAUAACCUACGUCCCUAAGCCAAAGGGCCCCCAGCGAUGGGAAUUAUUCAACAUCAAGAACGAUCCCGGCGAGACGAAUGAUUUGGCAGAGUCUCGACCUGAGUUGAUGGCAGAGUUGCUGAAGCUAUGGGAGGAAUACAAGGUUGAGGUUGGCGUGGUAGGUUUGGCAGGCGAGUUUCCGGGUCUGGCUGGUAAGCAGGGCGCCCAGCAGGAUACAAUUAAUGAUGAGAUGGAGGAUCCGUAUUCUUGGAUCAAGUAUAUCAAGAGACCGGAGAUUACACCAAAAGAGUUGGUAGGUAUAGUUCCAGUCUAG
This is a messenger RNA of Fusarium verticillioides 7600, 1818 nucleotides long. Its product is annotated as arylsulfatase. The record is from RefSeq and is a predicted model, not a curated record. NCBI's taxonomy places the organism in Eukaryota, Fungi, Ascomycota, Sordariomycetes, Hypocreales, Nectriaceae. Bases 1 to 1818 code for a protein of 605 amino acids. Gene Ontology annotation, molecular function: arylsulfatase activity. The transcript has 2 exons.